This is a messenger RNA of Delphinapterus leucas (beluga whale), 9595 nucleotides long. RefSeq names its product KAT8 regulatory NSL complex subunit 1 like (gene KANSL1L). The record is from RefSeq and is a predicted model, not a curated record. Gene Ontology annotation, molecular function: histone acetyltransferase binding. NCBI's taxonomy places the organism in Eukaryota, Metazoa, Chordata, Mammalia, Artiodactyla, Monodontidae. Gene Ontology annotation, cellular component: NSL complex.
CUCAGAGUCUUAACCACUGGACUGCCAGGGAGGUCCCACUAACUGGACUUUCUAAGUCUCCUCUUAGGGCUCUUCCUCCUUUGUAACACCUCUUCCUUUGUUCAGAUAAAUGUGAGUGAACCCCCUGGCUUGAUCCUGAGCUCCUUUCUCUCUCUGGCUCAUUAUGUCUAGACAAGUUUGUAAUUUUUGUUCCACAAACACCCCUAAUUUAUUCCUGCUUUACAGAUUUCUAUUAAUUGUCUUUUUUCCUUGGAAAGCUCUUACCCCAAACCUUGGUUAGCUUGUUAUUGUCAUUUCAAGUCUCAGAGCAGAUGUCACCAACACAGAAGUCUUCCUUCAUCUACAAAUCUAAAUUAGCUCCUACUGCAGUGUAGUUAUGCUCUAUUACUUUACUUUGUUUAUUUUUACAAAAACACUGUGAGAACCCUAUUUACUUCUGAUCUUUUUGUUUUCUUGUUUGUGUAUUCUCUACCAUUUGCUAGCUAGAAUGUAGGCUCUGUGAGAAUAGAAACCUUAUUUGUCAUGCUGUCUACAAUCUUUCUGGUACCUAGGUUAGUGUCUCUUACAUACUUCUCAAUAAAUAUGUGUUAACUGAACUGUUGAAUGUUUGAUCUUAGAUCAAAUAUAUAUUAAAUGGAGGUUAAAAUCCAGCUUCUACCAAAAAUAGACAAAACUACAUUUAUGACUUAAUGUUGGCCAUUUCCUCAUUUUCUGCUUUUAAAAAGUCAACUGGUUAAUUUCCAUAUUUUUUGGAAAAUUUUUAUUUGUUUUGUUUUUAAAAGAUGAAAUAGGUUUACAGCUGUCAUUCACAAGUACUUCUCUAUAAAUAACUCAUUGUGGUAUGGAUGGAUUUAUACCCAAAUGAAAACCAGAUGGUCUUACUUGUGGUUAGUUAUUCUCACUGUCUUAAAUUGGCUUCUGAAAUGCUGGAGAUACCUUUUAGAUGCUAUAAAAUAAUUUUGAUCAUUAGUUAUGGAACUAAUGGAGAUAUCUUCAGGUGAAUUUGCAGAAUUAUUAUUUUAUGCUCUCAAAUCAGUAUUCCUUAUGCAUUCUGCCUCUAACCAGUUGUCUAUUAUGUGUAAAAAUGAAAUAAUAUACCAUUGAAAAUAAUUACAGUUUAAAACUGUAUAAUGAUCAAAACAAUUAUUCAGAGUUAACCUGAAUGGUAAAUUCAGUGACUUUCAGGAGUUUGCACAUCUGAUUUCCACUAAUUCCAAGACAUAUUAUCUUCUGUAUGUUUAUGUCAAAGGCUCCUCAGUUGUUAUGUUUUAAAUAGUUGUUAAAUGUUUAUUGUUUAUUUUAAUUUUGAGGACGUGCAAGUUAAUCAAUUUUUUUCUCUUAUGAAUAAUGUUUUUUGUGUCAUAGCUAAAAAAAAAUCUUUGCCCAACCCAGUUUCACAAAGAUCUCCUAUUUUUUUUCUAGACAUUUUAUGGUUUUAAGUUUUACAUUUAGGUCUAUGAUCCAUUCUGAUGCAUGUGACUAUUUUUGUAUAAGGUAUGAGGUGUGGGUUAAGGCUCAGGAUUUUGCAUAUGGAUGCCUUAUUGUUCCAGAAUCAUUUGUUUUUUAAAAAACUAAGUCUUUCUGCAUUGAAUUGCCAUUACAUCUUUGCCAAAAAUCAAUUGACCAUAGAUGUGUGGGUCUAUUUCAGAGCUCUCUGUUUAUCUGUCUAAUUAUCUGUCCAUUCUUUUGCCAAUCUAUGUUUAUUUUGACUACUGUAAAUAGGUAGUAUGAGUCCUUCAGCUUUGUUCUUUUUCUUGUUUGGGCUAUUGUAGUUGCUUUCCCUAUCCAUACAAAUUUAUGAAUCAGCUUGUUGAUAUUAGCAAAAAUUCUGCCAAGAUUUUGAUUGGGAUUGUGUUGAAUCUAUAGAUCAGUUUAAGGAGAAUUAACAUUGUAACAAUAUUGAAUAAUUAAUCCAUGAACACAAUGUGUCAGUCCAUUUAUUUAGAUCUUACUUGAUUGUUUUUCAUUGGUGGUUUUUUUCAGUGUGUAGAUCCUGCAUAUUUUUUGUUUGAUUUAUGCCUAAGUAUUUCAUAUUUUUAAGCUAUUGGAAUUAAUACUAUUUUAAAAAUUUCUAUUUCUGUUUUUUUCAUUUCCAGUAUCUAGAAAGAUAAAUGAUUUUUGUAUCUUGACCUUAUGUCUGCUACCCUAGUAAACUCAUUAGAUCUAGGAGCUUUUUUUAUAGAUCCCUUGGGAUUUUCUAUGUAGAAAAUCAUGUCAUCAAUGAAUAGACACAGUUUUACUUUUUAUUUUCCAGAUUUCUAUGCAUUUUGUUUCUUUUUUCUUCUUCUGUUUCACUGGCUAGGACCUCUAAUGUGAUGAUGAAUAGGAGUGAUAAGAACAGACACCUUGCCUCAUUCCCAGUCUUAUAGUAAAAGCAUUCAGUCUUUCAUCAUUAACCAUGAAGCGGUCUCUAGGCUUCUGUGUAGAUACUCUUUUUCAGGUUAAGCAGUUUCCCUCCUUUUCCUAAUUUACUGAGUUCUUUUUUUUUCUAAUUAUGAACAGAUACUGGAUUUUGUCAGAUGCUUUUUAUUUGUUUUUUUCUUUAGUCUUUUGAUAUGGUGAAUUUCAAUAAUUAAUUUUUUUAAAAUGUUGAACCAGUCUUACAUUCAUGGAAUAAGGCAUACUUGGUUGUGACUUAUUAUUCUUUUUAUAUAUUGCUGUGUUUGUAACAGUUAUUUUAAAAAUAAUAACUGAAAUAGGUGUUGCUACUUAAAUUCUGGAAUACCUUUAAAAAUCAUAACUCUCUUCUCUGUUUAUUAAUUCAGCCAACAAAUAUCUGACAAUUAUUGUGUGCUAGACAUUGUUUUAAGUGCUGCAGAUUAGAAUAUUGAACAAAAUUGAGUUCUGCCCUUAGACUAUAUUACUUUCUAGAAUGUAAUAUAAAGUCAGGUUCUGACAUUAGCACCCCGAGGAACAAUAAAACAGUGUAGGGGAAUGGAGAAUCAUGAAGUGAGGGGCUAAAGCUAUUUUAAAUAAUUAGUCAAGGCAGGACUCUCUGAGGAAGUGACUGUAGAGCAGAAACAUGAAUGAAGUGAGGGAGCUAGCUAUCUUAUUUGUGGAAAAUUGUUCCAGCAAAUAUGAAGUCCUGAAGCAAAGACUUGUUUGGUGUGUUUCAAGAAUAACAUAGAGGCUAGUGUUUAUGGAGUGCAGUAACCCAUAGAGAUAGUUACAGGAGGCUAAGUAGUCAGGGACUUGAUAGUGUAGAACUUUGUAGGCCAUGGUAAGAAAAACUUUGGAUUUUAAGUAUAAUGGCAACCACUUAUUUUUCAACAAAUAUUAAUUCAGUAUCUGCUAUAUGUUAGAUACUUUUGCAUCUUGACAACAUACUAGUUAACAAAAUAAUGAAAAAUCCAAGCAGUUGUAGAUCUUAGAAAUGUUAGUAAUAAGUGUAGUUGUUUACGUUAAUAUGGAGGUAGUCAGAAGUGGUAGAGUUUAGAAUGAUCAGUUAGUAAGCCUUGUUUAUACACAGUGAUUACAUAUUUAGGUGUUUUAAAAAAUUGGAGUAAAUGGACUUGAGUUUUAUGCUAAAACUAUAUGAACAUAAUUUAACCUUUUUUAAUAAUAGGAGACAGUUAUUUUCCUGAGUUUCUUUUGGUUGCAAAGUAGAGAGACUUUCAGGCUACGGUUUUUUAAUAAGGAUAGAGUCGGGAGUAGAAUACAGAAGAACUUCAUGGAAAUCCUAGAAUAGGAACUGUGAUAUGGCUGGGCCUUCCAGAGUCCAGAACCCCCAAAUCUUUAUAUCCAAGUGUGUUAAUUAUCUAUUGCUAUGUAAUACAUUACUCCAAAAUUUAAAACAUUUAUUUCACAGCUUCUGGGGGUCAGGAAUUUAGGCAUGGCUUAGCUGGGUGCCUCUGGCUUAAGGUUUCUCACAAGGCUGCAGUCAAAGUGUUGGUUGGAGCUGCAGGCAUCUGAAGGCUUGACUGAGGAAGGAUCUGCUUCUCAGAUCAUUCACAUGGCUGGUUGGCAGGCUUUAGGUCAUUGCUGUCUGUUGGCUGAAGACAAUAGUUCUUUGCCGUGAGGGUCUUCCCAGCUCACAACAUGGCAGCUGGUGCUCCCGAAUGAGAGGGGUGACAAGAUGGAAGCCACAGUAUCUUUGUAACCUAAUGUUGAAAGUGGCAUCCCAUUAUCUCUGCUGUAUUCUGUUUGCUAGAAGCAAAUCACUAAAUCUAGUCCACACUGUAGAGGAGAGGAUUACACAAAGGCAUGAAUACCAGGAGAUGGGUAUUAUUAAGAUCACUUUAGAAGCUGCCUAUCAUACCAAGUAAGCCCUAGAGAUCUUACCAGAGUUUUUGUGUGUAUGUUUUAUUCUGGUUCUCUACCAUAAAGGUUCCUUAGCCACUCUCAAUGUCUACAUUUCUUUCCCUUCUUUUUUUUCUACCAACUCCAUUUCUUAUCUCUUAAUCUAUGUAUCUUUUUUCUGCUUCUUAUUUUUAGUUUCUCCUUAUCUUUAGUUUAUCCAGGGCCUAAGAUGAAUUCCAUUGCUUCUUCUUGUUUCAACUUCUGCCCCUGCUGCUAGCCACUUUGAUUAUGUCCUUAGCACCCUGUUCAAAUUUUUGAAAGAGAGAAGGUGGGUAAGGAGGGGAUAGAGUAUAGUAUCUUUUGAAUAUGAUUACCUCAGAGAGAACUGUGAUUAGGGCAGUUUCCCUCAGAGAGCAAUGUAGUUAUUUAAAUACUAUUGUAGAUGUUUAUAAAUUAGAAGUUAUAGGUCAUUGAGUGAUCAAGUGACAGACUGAGUCUUGAAAAAAAAUUUCCCAAUGCUAGCUUGUUUUAUUUUUCUAUUUCUCAUAAAAGUAGAGUGCAAAAUAUACUUUUAAAAAGAAAACCCAAUAUUAUGGUUAUUUUUGUUUUCCUAUUUUGGAUUUAGAAUAAAUGAAAAUCUGUUAUAUAUAAGAUUUAUUAUUUUUGAGGCACUAUAUAAAAGUGUAUAAAUUUUGAGACAGAAAAUUAUACAGAAAUCUACAUUUUUUUGGAGACAUUAUACAGUAAAAUAUAAAAAAGGCAAACAUUUAUUUUUAUCACACAGAAUUAACAACGAUUAACAUUUGCUCAUAUUUCAUUUACUCUUUUUCCCCCAAGUAAUAAAAUAUUGUAGCUAAAAUUCAGCUCCUCUUAAAACACCACUCUUAGUUCUGUUUCAUGGAACUUACCUGAUGCAACUACUGUUACAACUUUGGUUUGCAGUAAUUAUCUGCAGGAUUCGCCAUGACCCCAGCUCUGAGGGAGGCAGCAACAAAGGGUAUCUGCUUUUCAUCUUUACCAAGUACCAUGGAGUCGGACAAGAUGCUAUGCAUGGAAGGUCCAAGAACGGUAGAUGAAAAGCUGAAAGGAGACACUUUCUCUCAGAUGCUGGGAUUUCCAACUCCUGAACCUACUCUUAGCACUAAUUUUGUGAAUUUAAAACAUUUUGGCUCCUCUCAGUCUUCAAAACAUUACCAGACUGUUCUUUUAAUGAGUUCUAAUGCUACAUUAAAUAAAUACAGUGAGAAUUAUAAACAAAAGAAAUUAGGGGAACCCCACUGCAAUAAGCUGAAAAACAUACUGUGUAAUGGUAGCAACAUUCAGCUCAGUAAAAUCUGUCAUUCUCAUUCUGAAGAGUUCAUCAAAAAGGAACCUCUGUCAGAUACCACAAGUCAGUGCAUGACAGAUGUACAAAUUAUUUUGGAUUCAGAUAUAACCAAAGACACUAAUGUAGAUAAAGGACAACUGAAAAACUGUAAGUGGUACCAAAAGAAUGCACUUUUGGAUAAAGAUAGUGACGCUGAGAUUAAAAAGGGUUUAUUGCACUGUGCUCAAAACAAAAUUGGGCCUGACCACUCAAACGUGCCUAUUAGUUCCUCAACUGCAGAAAAAGAGGAGGAAGUGAAUGCUCGUUUACUUCAUUGUGUAAGCAAACAGAAAAUUUUACUUAGCCAAGCUAGAAGAACUCAGAAACAUUUGCAGAUGCUCCUGGCAAAGAAUGUUGUUAAGCACUAUGGUCAGCAAAUGAAAUUUUCUAUGGAACAUCAACUCCCCAAAAUGAAGAUUUUUCAUGAACCUACCACAAUUUUGGAUAACAGUUUACCUAAAUGCACUGAAAUUAAACCAGACAUCAACUUAUUGACAGCAGAGAAUAAAUUGUGGAAUGAUACAAAAAAUGGCUUUGCACGGUGUACAGCUGCAGAAAUCCAAAGAUUUGCACUGUCUGCUACAGGGCUGUUGUCUCAUGUUGAAGAGGGUCUGGAUUCCGAUGCAACUGAUAGCAGCUCUGAUGACGAUUUGGAUGAAUAUACCAUUAGAAAAAAUGUGUCAGUUAACUGUAGUACUGAAUGGAAGUGGCUUGUAGACAGAGCAAGAGUUGGCAGCCGUUGGACGUGGCUUCAAGCCCAGAUUUCAGAACUAGAAUACAAAAUCCAACAACUAACGGAUGUUCACAGGCAGAUUCGUGCCUCCAAGGGGAUAGUGAUCCUAGAAGAAUGUCGACUUCCAAAAGACAUUUUGAAAAAGCAAAUCCAAUUCGCAGACCAAGCUGUUUCAUUAAACACUACAGGGAAUCCCCAGAUUCCUCAGGAGAGUCAAGAUCCUUUACCAGAGCAAGAUUUUGAAAUGUCACCAAGUAGCCCAACACUACUUCUUCGCAAUAUAGAAAAACAGAGCGCACAGUUGACUGAGAUCAUCAGCAGUUUGAUUGCCCCUCUCAACUUGUCCCCAAUGUCAUCACCCCUCUCCUCUAAAUCCUGUAGCCGUAAAUGUCUGGCUAAUGGCAUUUCCAGGAGUGCUUCAGAGAAUUUAGAUGAGCUCUCUUCCUCCAGUAGCUGGUUACUUAACCAGAAGCACAGUAAGAAAAGGAGAAAAGACAGGACAAGAUUGAAAUCUCCAUCCUUGACUAUCAUGAGUACAGCAGCUCGAACAAGGCCACUUCAGAGUUUCCACAAACGAAAACUCUACAGAUUGAGCCCUGCUUUUUAUUGGACUCCGCAGACUUUGCCUUCAAAAGAAACAAGGUUUUUAAAUACUACACAAAUGCCUUGCCUGCAAUCAUCUUCAAUUUGGAGCAGCUGUGAACACAAUUCAAAGUCUCAAAUAUUAACAGAACAUGUAUCAGAGAUAGAUUCUUCUUUCCAUUCCGUUCUAUCAUUGCCAUCAGAUGUGCCUCUUCAUUUUCACUUUGAAACAUUGUUAAAAAAGACUGAAAUAAAAGGAGAUCUUUCUGAAAAUAAAUUUGUAGGAGACUGUAUCAUAUCUCCAUCACCUGCACAUAAUACUUCUCUGAAUCAAUGGAGAAAUGGAUAUUCUCCUAUAUGCAAGCCUCAAAUGAGGUCAGAAUCUUCUGCACAGCUGUUACAGGGAAGAAAGAAAAGACACUUGAGUGAAACAGCAUUAGGAGAAAGAACUAGAUUUGAAGAAUUUGCUAUUCAACGCACAGAACCAGGAUCCCAGAGCAAUUUUACUGCAGUUACUAAUGUCAAUGUUAUAUCAAGAACCCAGAAUUCACCAUCACAAAAUACUGCACGACGACGAUUGCGAAGUGAGAGCUCUUAUGAUAUAGAUAAUAUUGUGAUUCCCAUGUCACUAGUGGCCCCAGCUAAAUUAGAGAAACUCCAAUAUAAGGAAAUAGUUACUCCAAGCUGGAGGAUGGUUGUUCUUCAGCCUCUGGAUGAAUAUAAUUUGGGUGAAGAAGAGAUAGAAGACCUCUCUGAUGCAGUCUUCUCCCUAAGACACAAAAAAUAUGAAGAGAAAGAGCAAGCCAGAUGGUCACUAUGGGAGCAAAGCAAGUGGCACAGAAGAAACAGCAGAGCUUACAGUAAAAAUGUUGAAGGACAGGACUUGCUUUUGAAAGAAUACCCUAACGACUUCAGUGGUGGGCAGCACGGCGCUGCUGAGAGUCCCGCCGGGCCUCCAGAGAGCCAGGACCCCAGUGCACACGCCUCACCUUCAGUAAGUCAGAGUCAAGAGAUCAAGCCUUUGGGGUGGGAACGACGGGCUUUUCCGCUGAAAGAUGAAGACAUAGCAGCCUUAUUAUGCCAAGAUGAAAAAAAUGAUCAGAUUGAAAGAUCAAGUCCAGCUUUCCAUGGUGAAGUCUUCUGUACCAGUGCACCAGAGAAUGGCCACCAUCCACAAAGGCAGGCGGACGAAAUGGAGGAACACAAAACCCUUGGUCUAGGACUUACUCAACUCACGUUAAGAAAAAUCAGUGACAGGGAACAGGUUAAGAAAACAAUGUAACUGAUGGGAAAACAGGAGAAAAAAUAAGCCCUGUUCCGCCACCCCCUCCACAGUCACGAUUCCAGAGUAACAGCACGUAGUGCUGGUGCAUGUAUUAAUCUUUUGUGCUGUUUAUGAAACAGGCAAGUUACGUCUCAUUUUCCUUCCUGAACCACAGGAAUAACUAACUAGCUUUUCAUCUACAGACAAGUGCUAGUCAUUUGUGUUUGAUGCAGAUCACAAGCACCAGAAAAUUAACUGCUGCAAUUUGAUGUCAAAUCACAUUACUGGGUAAAUAAUUUUUAAACAACUUAUACCCACGCCCACAUAUACCUAUGCAUCAAAUGACAGCUCUUCUUUUUCUAUACACGUGGUUAUUCUUUAAAUUGCCUCAGAAAUAUAUUAAGAAUAUAAAACACGUGUAUAGAGUAUACAUGCAUACAUAAUACACACAUGUAAGUAGUUUUAAAAAACACUGCAAGUGACCACUCCACUUGAAAAUGCACGUAUGAACUACCCCAUGAAAUAUCAGCUGAACCAUAAAUAGAUUUCCAGUGGUGUUGAACAUCUAUAAGCCUUGACUGACUAUGGAGAAGGAAUUUUUUUUAAAAAACACGUUUAACCAAUAGAAGUUAUUUAUGGAAAUUUAUACACCAGAUAACACAAUACUCCUUCAUUUGAAAUCACUGAUAUCUGUUGGGCUAAACACAGGUUAUUUUCUAUUCACUCCUAACAGAAUAAGAAAGGCAAAGUAGUUAAAUAUUGUUGUAUUUUAAAACUACCACACCUUUUAAAACUCAACUUGAGUGAGUUUUAUCUAUUUUAUGUAUCUCAUGAAGAGAAAACACCCAACUUAAAAUGAGCAACAGACAGGAAAUUCCUGUUUGUUAGUAUAUUAUUGUACUUUUAGUUAUUUUGGUCAUUCCCUACCAUUCCUUACUCUAUUCAAAUAAGCAUCUAUCCUAGAGUGAGAAAUAAAAUUUUUAAAAGGUUAAUGCUUCAAUAUUGGAUACUGGAGUGUACAUUAAGUAAAAUUCCUUUUGAUACUAUUAUAUCAUUUUGUUAUAUGUAAAAAUUGAGGACAAUUUAUAUGAAUCACUUUUUCUCAUGUAAAAAGGUUAUUCAAGUUGUAGUACCCAUAUAACUGACAAUCCUAGCCAACUGGCCUAAUCUGGGGGAUCUGACACUAAGUUUUUGUUAGGGAUUAGAAAUUGUACUAGUCCCUUUAAAGAAGAAGAAAAAAAUUUCCAGUUCAAUGCUGACAAAUUUUUGCUUGUAGUUUUACCGUACAUUUAUAUUUUAAAAAAGAAAACAAAAGCCAGAACAAACCCAAGUUGUCCAGGCAAAUAAACUCAGAUUUUUUUUGUCAUGAUAAUCUUCUAUGUAAGUUUUUUUAAUUAAAGUUAUUUCUAUA